Maniola jurtina (meadow brown) is the source of this 1400-nucleotide messenger RNA. RefSeq names its product metallo-beta-lactamase domain-containing protein 1. The coding region runs from base 200 to 841 and encodes 213 amino acids. Lineage: Eukaryota; Metazoa; Arthropoda; Insecta; Lepidoptera; Nymphalidae. The transcript is spliced from 4 exons. The record is from RefSeq and is a predicted model, not a curated record.
CCCUAUGCUCCUAUCACCUGUGUUAUGUGUAUGCUUCCAACAGCUCUCAAAAACUUUGAUUUUGAAUUUAGAUUUUUUGUUUAUUGCAUUUUGGAAAACAUUCAAACAUUUAUUUAUAUACAGGGUCUCUAAAAAUACUAUUCUUAAUACUGAAAUACUAUCAAUACAGCAAAACUAAACUACCUAUUUAUUAAACAAUAUGUGUGAUAUAGUAGUAUUGUAUGAUGGUUAUUCUAUACUAAGAAGUAAAGAAGAAAUGAGCGCUAAUUGUAGUUGUACGCUAAUAAUGGGCAAAAGUAAUAAUAUAAUCAUAGAUACUAUGACUUCGUGGGAUGCUGAUAAAAUUGUAAGUGCUUUGAAGCUGCAAAACCUUACUGUGGAAGAUGUCAGUUAUGUUGUCUCUACUCACGGACAUUCAGAUCACAUAGGCAACAACAAUCUAUUCCUGAAGGCUAAACAUAUUGUUGGUUUCAGCGUUUCAUUUAAGGACACUUAUUACAUACAUCCGUUUGAGGAAGGAAAGGAGUAUUCAAUAGAUGAAAAUGUGAAAAUCAUUCCAACCCCAGGGCAUACACUCACAGAUGUAACUGUUUUGGUCACAUCAGUUAAUAAGGAAACAUUUGCUAUUACAGGAGAUUUAUUUGAAAAAAUCGAGGAUAUUGAGAACCCAACUCUAUGGUUAGAGGCUGGAAGUGAGGAUCCAACUCAACAGAGAAUAAACAGAUCCAAAGUGGCUCAGUUGGCUGAUUGGAUUGUGCCAGGCCAUGGACCACAGUUUAAAGUUACUGAUGAAAUCAGAGAGAGUCUUAAAUCACAACGAGAUGAAAAUAUAGCAAAAUAAAUAUGCGUUUAUUAAAGAUGAACGAGCAGACAGAUUUUAGCAGCAGCCAGCAAGUUUAGGAAUAUUCUUUUGUAAAUAAAACUUCCGAUUUUGGAUCAAAUUUUAUUACACAUAAUAUAUAAGAAAUCUUUCUUUUCAUUUAAAAUUCGUGAUAAACAGUUGUUUUUCUUUACAUAUCACUGAAUGACAUAUAAAGGCAAAAUAUAAGCAUUUACCUAAAUUAGUAAUAUGUGGUUUACAUUACCAAUAUCAUACUUAAAACUACAAAGACAAACGGUAGUGAAAAAAUGGACACAAAUUUAAAUUGUUUAAAAUUUAAACAACUGUUGGUUUUACAAACCAAUCAUAAUCUUCGAGUUGCAUCAUAUUUACAAAUAAUUUAAAAUUACUUAUCAACAGUACAACUCAAAUAUUAGUUAAAUUACAACAUCGAUGAUUACAACCCUUUAACAGCGAUGUAGCACAUUUUAUGAAAGCUGAGAUUGGAACUUAUCAAAUUGUUCAUAACAUUAAAAAGGAAAUCGUGGACUAGAUUAAGAUUUAAAAUAGCAAUUUAGUA